Molecule: messenger RNA, 2394 nt
Organism: Passer domesticus (house sparrow)
Lineage: Eukaryota; Metazoa; Chordata; Aves; Passeriformes; Passeridae
Gene: SLC4A9
Product: solute carrier family 4 member 9
Exons: 18
Coding region: 1-2394 (797 amino acids)
Biological process (GO): monoatomic anion transport; regulation of intracellular pH; transmembrane transport
Cellular component (GO): plasma membrane; basolateral plasma membrane
Molecular function (GO): monoatomic anion transmembrane transporter activity; solute:inorganic anion antiporter activity; sodium:bicarbonate symporter activity
Source: RefSeq, a predicted model, not a curated record
AUGCAAGCCCACAUGCCCGGGGCGGGUGGCACGGCUCUCCGGGCAGCAGACAACUGCUCACAGCCCAGACCAGAGUGCAGCAACCCUGGAGCUCCCUCACAGGCUUUCGACUGCAGCAUCUUCCCCUCGAGCACGGCCACAGCGGCCCGGCGAGCCGGUGCCGCCCUGCAGUGGGAGGAGAGGGGGGACGUCACCUGCCCGCUGCUCUUCAUCCAGCUCAACCAGCUGCUCAGCACCCCGGCGGGGCUGGAGUGGAGGGAGAUGGCCAGGUGGAUCAAGUUUGAGGAGAAGGUGGAGGACGGCGGGGAGCGCUGGAGUGUACCCCAUGUCCCAGCUCUGCCCCUGCACAGCCUGUUCCAGCUGAGGACAUGCCUGCAGAAGGGGACAAUGCUCCUGGAUCUGGAUGCCACCAGUUUCAAGGAAAUAAUCGACAAAGCACUUUCCGAGCAGCCCGAGGAAGCAGAGCUGCAGCCUGCACUGAGGGAGCGCCUGGCAGCCCUGCUGCUCCUCCAGCCACAGCACCAGCCUACAAAAUCCCUGCUGCAGCUCCUUGCCGAGCUUGCUCUCUCUCCCUGCCGAGGGAAAGCCAAAGGCAGGUCUGAGCCCAGAACUCAGGUCUCCAAAAUACCCCUUAAGGAGCAGCUCAGAAACAGAUUCAAGAAGAAGGUCCCACCGGGGGCUGAAGCAGCCCACGUUGCUGUCGGGGAAGUUGAAUUCCUGGAAAAGCCCUUCACUGCCUUCAUUCGCCUCAGGUUCCUCUUCAUCCUGCUGGGGCCCGCCAGAGUGAACACCUACCACGAGGUUGGCAGGGCCAUGGCCACCCUGCUGACAGAUGAGGCUCUGCUCUGCCACAGGACCACUGUGAACCCACUGGACCAGCAGCCACAUGGUAAUGGGGACAUGGCAGCAGCUGGGGACAGAGCCAGCCCAGGGCACGCGCGCCCUGGGGAGGAGCUGGAGAGGACAGGCAGGCUUUUUGGGGGGCUGCUGCGAGACAUCCGGAGGAAGGCACCGUGGUAUGGCAGCGACUUCUCCGACGGCCUGCACCCUCAGUGCCUCUCAGCAGUGCUCUACAUCUACCUGGCGACAGUCACCAACGCCAUCACCUUCGGGGGCAUGCUGGGGGAUGCAACUUCCAACAUGCAGGGGGUGCUGGAGAGCUUCCUGGGCACAGCCUUUGCUGGCUUCAUCUUCUGCCUCUUUUCGGGCCAGCCCCUGACCAUCCUGAGCAGCACUGGCCCCGUGCUCGUCUUUGAGCGCCUCCUCUUCUCCUUCAGCCAGGAUCACAGCCUGGACUACCUGGAGUUCCGCCUCUGGAUUGGGCUGUGGGUGGCCUUUUUUGGCGUGGUGCUGGUGGCCACCGAGGCCAGUCACCUGGUGCGGAACUUCACCCGCUUCACCGAGGAAGGCUUCUGCGCGCUCAUCAGCCUGAUAUUCAUCUACGACUCCCUGAAGAAGAUGCUGAGCCUGGCAGAUGCCUUCCCCAUCAACUGGCAGUACCGGCUGGACAACGUCACCUCCUACAGCUGCACCUGCAACUUGUCCAGCCCCAGUGAGCCCAGGCAGCCGUGGGCGGGUCACAGCUCGGCAGGGAAUGACACAUCACUGCCCUCACCCCUGGCCACCUGGCAGCCUCCUGCCACCCCAGCACUGAGCAGGACCCAGUGCCUGGAUCAAGGCGGGCACCUCCUGGGCACCAGCUGCCAGUAUGUGCCCGAUGUCACCCUCGUCUCCUUCCUGCUCUUCGGGGGCACCUUUCUCUUCUGCAUCGCACUCAAGCGCUUCAGGAGCAGCCGCUACUUCCCCGUGGGGGUGCGGAAGCUGGUGAGCGACUUCGCUGUCAUCCUGGCCAUCCUCGCCUCCUGCGCCGUCGAUGCUCUCCUGGGCCUGGAGACCCCCAAGCUCCUUGUCCCCAGCGAGCUGAAGGUGCCAGCAGGGUGGGCACAGCACUGUCAGGUGCCUGCUGUCCUUGUCACCAUCCUCAUCUUCAUGGACCAGCAGAUCACAGCUGUCAUCCUUAACCGCAGGGAGUACAAGCUGCAGAAAGGAGCAGGCUUCCACCUGGACCUCCUCUGUGUCUCCCUCCUGAUGGUCGUCACCUCUGUCACCGGCCUCCCCUGGUAUGUGUCAGCCACUGUCAUCUCCCUGGCACACAUGGAGAGCCUGAGGAAGGAGAGUGGAACCUCAGCCCCCGGCGAGCAGCCCGAGUUCCUGGGCAUCAGGGAGCAGAGGCUGACAGGCCUGGCUGUCUUCAUCCUGAUGGGAGUCUCUGUCUUCAUGGCCCCCGUGCUCAAGCACAUCCCAAUGCCGGUGCUGUACGGGGUGUUCCUGCACAUGGGGGUGACAGCACUGAACAGCAUCCAGUACAGUUUCCUUGCAAUUACCCUGCUCUAG